GUGCGCUCAUAGAGUUAUUAUCGUUAUUAUUAGUAGGGUUAGUAUCGUUAGUAUGCGCUAUGCUUCUAAAGUAUAACCGCACUUACGAUUUGCCGAAUAACGAAAAACAAAUGAUCAGUCAGAAAAUCGAAAAUUAAUUUUAAAAGCGAAAGAAUAUAUAAUUUCGUAGUAUAAUUUACUUUCGCGUGGAACAAAUGUAUUUAUGUAUUAUGAAAGUAGUUAGUGAAAAUCGAAGGAAAUGGCAAGAAUAGAUGACUGCGUUUUAGAAAAUUCAAAUAUAAAAACAAGCGCUAACGAAUUGCUCGCUUUCCAAGGGGAAUUGAAAGAGGAAAAGGAACUUAUUAAAAAAAUGUUGGCAAAGAUCGAUGCUCGAAUACAUGAACUACAGGUAGAACAGCUUCAUUUACUGGGCUUAAUCAAUAAAUUAUUGAAAAAGGGAGAAUCCCCUCUUCAUGAAUCGACUAGCAAUAGUCAAGAAGCAUCUAUAAUUAAAACAUUGGACUUGUCUGUACCGUCUACGUAUGUGUUUCAAGAAGAAAUGGAAGAUGAAGACGAAGAUUAGAAAAAGGAAAUUUUUUAAUUUGAGAACACUUGACGAUUAUUCUGAUGAUUAUCGGUCUAUAAAUAAUGAAACUGUGUGAUCGAUUUAUUCUCUACUAACUUAUUUCUUUUUCUUAAAUGAUACUGUGUUCAUAUUAACUGUUAUUUUAUCGACAAUAAAGAUAGAAUAAACAGCAUUGAAUACAAA
Ceratina calcarata is the source of this 748-nucleotide messenger RNA. RefSeq lists its product as uncharacterized. Lineage: Eukaryota; Metazoa; Arthropoda; Insecta; Hymenoptera; Apidae. The transcript has 2 exons. Gene Ontology annotation, biological process: transcription initiation at RNA polymerase III promoter; transcription by RNA polymerase II. Gene Ontology annotation, cellular component: nucleus. The coding region runs from base 239 to 562 and encodes 107 amino acids. The record is from RefSeq and is a predicted model, not a curated record.